This is a messenger RNA of Adineta steineri, 2073 nucleotides long. NCBI's taxonomy places the organism in Eukaryota, Metazoa, Rotifera, Eurotatoria, Adinetida, Adinetidae. The record is from the annotation of a GenBank genome assembly.
AUGAGAGUAACAACAACAAACAGAACAUCUAAACUUCAAACAGCAACGAGAGCUAAAACAUCAUCAACAACUAUACUUAAUGAACAAACAGGCCAUUUACAAAAUGGAACAACGAUUGUUUCACCAACAUCAUCAAAUAAUGGUACACUACGUUUAAUUGAUUCAGGUGAUUAUAUAUCAACUGCUGUAUCACCACCCCAACAACAACCGGUAACAACAUCAACAAUGCUUCAAUAUUUACAACCAUCAUCAAAUGCAAUACAAAAUAUGCUUAUUCAACAAAUACUAACAAGUCCUGAACAGCAACGUCUUCUUGUUGAAAAAAUCAACCAACAAUUAAGUGAACAAAUUCAACUUAAUCUUGUUCAAACACCGCCACCACCACCAACCACAACAACAUCAAAUUCUGACGUUAUUAAACAAAUUCAAAAUCAAUUAGCUAAUCAACAACUUCUGCUUCAACAAGUUACCUCUAAACAACAACAACAACAACAACAGCAGCAACAACAAAUUCCUAGUUUAUUCAGUAUUACAAAUUCAAAUAAUUCUAAUCAACCAACAACAGCUACUGUUCAAUAUUUAACAACAACACCAAGUAAUUCAUCGACUGCUGGUUUAAAUCUACUCGGAACAAAUCCUAAUACAUCAACUGAAACUCGUAUUAUAAUGCCGACAGCAACAACAACAACAAUAAAUCGUUCUGUACAACAAGAUUUAUCUAAUAAUCCAUUAUAUCAACGAAAUUAUUGUCGGUGGCCAAGUUGUGAUACAUUAUGUUCGUCAUUAAUUGAUUUUAAUCGACAUCUUAAUGAUGAACAUUCACUUGAUGAUCGUUCUGUUGCUCAAGCACGUGUACAACAACAUGUUGUACAACAAUUAGAAGCAUUAUUAACACGUGAACGAGAAAUUCUUCAAUCUAUGAUGAAACAUUUACAUGGAGGAAAUUCACAAAUUAAUUCAAAUGGUGCAUCAACAUCAAAUUCCACAGCAACAACAGCACAUAUUAUAACACAUCAACCAUCACGUACAUUAGCAUCAUAUCAUAAUAAUCGUUCAGCGCAAUUAUCAUCACCAACAUCAUCGACACUUCAUCAUUUACCUAUUGUUAAAUUAGAAAAUGCAUUUUUAACAUCAGCUGGUCUAGUUAAAACAACAACACCACAAGAUCUAUCAUCAGUAAAUAAUGCAACAACAUCAACAAUUUUACGUGCAAGUGCAUCAAGUUCACCACCACCUGUUCAUACAGUUGAAGAAGAAGUUGGAGAUGAUACACAAGAAGAUGAUGAUGAAGAGGAUGAUGAUGAUGAUGAUAUGGUUGAUACAAAUGGUAAUACAUCAACACCAUCGAGAUCAAAUGGAAAUAAUUUAUCAAUUGUUUCAAUGGGUUCAGUUGGCAAACAUCAAUUGAGUAGAAAAGCAAAAGGAAUGUUGGCGUUAGGUGGAAAAAGAGCGGGAAAAGGAAAAGAAUUAAAGAAUCGAGACUAUUAUAUGACACACGACGUGCGACCACCAUUUACAUAUGCAACAUUAAUUCGUCAAGCAAUUAUAGAAUCUCCGGAUAAUCAAUUAACAUUAAAUGAAGUCUAUAAAUGGUUUGAAGCACAAUUUCUUUAUUUUCGUAAAAAUGCUCAAACAUGGAAGAAUGCUGUACGACAUAAUUUAUCGUUACAUAAAUGUUUUAUGCGUGUGGAGAAUAUAAAAGGUGCAGUAUGGACUGUAGAUGAAAAUGAAUUUUGUAAAAGACGUUUAACACGUGGUGCAGAAAAAGGAAAUCAUCAUAAUGAAUCAUCAUCAUCGUAUGGUCAUAAUACAUCUACUGGAGAUGAUCAAGCAUUGUAUUCCUAUCCAUUUGGUAUGGAAGAUGAUUAUAAAGAUUUCAAAGGUCUUCUAAAUUCACAUAAUGUCGAAGAUGAUGAUGAUGAUGAUAAUUCCAAUAGUGUUAAUGAAAAUAAUGGUUCACAUAAUGAUCAAUCAAGAGGUAUUAAUCAUAAUCAAUAUGAUCAGACUGAUGAUGAUGAUGGGCAAAAUGAUAUAAGUCUAACACAUGGAGAUGAUGAACAAGUUGAUGAAUAA